Molecule: messenger RNA, 7329 nt
Organism: Trypanosoma theileri
Lineage: Eukaryota; Euglenozoa; Kinetoplastea; Trypanosomatida; Trypanosomatidae
Exons: 1
Coding region: 1-7329 (2442 amino acids)
Source: RefSeq, a predicted model, not a curated record
AUGCAGCAGGCUAUUUCCUAUGUCAUAUCUAAUUUGGCAAAAAUUGCCGAUGUUAAACCGAGCGAUGUCGAGAGUUCCCUGCGUCAAAGAACUCUACGUUUUCGAGAUUUAGCCUUACGUAAGGAAACAUUAAAUAAAAUACUCCCUAUUCCUAUUCUUUCAGGACAUAUUAGUGAUCUGCUUGUUGAGAUACCAUGGCCAGUACCAAAUAAACCGCUGAUCAUACAUCCUCAUGGAGUUACCAUGACUUUAGAUCCUCUUGGUAAAAGUACUGGGAUAGUUGAAAUGAGUUUAGAAGAGAUACAAGAUGGCAUUACCGAUGAAAGUAUUCUUGGCGUAGCAAAUACUUCAACAACCAUGAAUGAUAUUCAAAUGGAAGAACAAGAAGAGUUACCAGCCACACCUCCGUUACGAAGUGAUGCUGAACUUGAGGACAUGUGUGAAUCACCAGAAGUUGAUGAUGAUGAUUAUAUGUCUUGUCGGAGUGAUACUGAUACUUCAAAUUCUUCCUUUGAUUUUGUAGAUGAUACUAUACCCCCUUUAGUAGAAGAAGAAAGAUGGGGAUUAUUUUCUUUUAUUCGAAAUGCAGCUUCCCAAUCUGUAUCUUGGUUAAUUAAUCGUCCUAUUCAUGUUCACUUUGUUGAUGUUAAUCUUAUUAUUCCAUGUGAUUCGUCUAAUGGGACGCGUUUUGAAAUUGUAGCAAAAGAAGUUCUCGUACAAUCGGAGCCAUCACAGCAGGUAUCUACAGAACGCAUGAAAGUAGUUACGAUAACCUUUAAUAAUAUCACCGUUAAUGCAUGUACUCCCAAAGGAGAAACAAAAGUAAUAGUUGUAGAAAAUCUUACUGUAAGAGUUACUUCUGUGUAUAAUAAUGCUGGUAUAUUAUGUCGCAAAAACACAGCUAUUAUUUUUGAAGGUGUAACUUCUUUGUUCAGUGAUGAGGAUGCACUUGAAAGUCUAACUAAAUGUAUUGUUAGUCACCGAAUCAUGACGGAGGUUCCUGAAUAUUGUCGUCCAUUCUCUGAACUUCGCCGUCAACGUUCACACUGGGCAUAUGCUAGGAAUUGUGUUCUUUCACUAGUUCGUGAAAAGCGUAAACGCUACAAUUUUAAUCCCGCACACUUAAAUUUUUAUGCGGAGGCACGUAAUUCGUAUCUAAGACUCUUGGAUUAUUGUCAUCGUACAGGGGAUGUUGCGGAGAAGCGAAAUAGUCUCGCUGAAGUAGAGAGAGAUCUUCGCUAUCGCGAUGUGGUAAUGUUAUUGAGAAGAAAAGCCUAUGAGAGGUAUUCUGCUAGUUCAUCUCGCGGUGAAUGUAGGUUUGAAAACGCACCGCAAGAGUCCAAUAGUGUUGUGCCAUCGGCAGUGGUAUCUUCCCUUCAUGUGGAUGUGCGAGUUGUCUGUAUAUACCUUCCAGCGAAAACGACGAUGUGGAUAAAUGACAUUGCUUUCGUAACUCGUGUGGAGGAGAUAAGCUUUUCUAUCAGAAGUAUUUCUGUAAAGAUAAACGGCAUAGCUCAGGCGUUACACAAGGUGAAGGAGGAAGAACCAUUUUUCUCUUUUCAGCGUACAGAGAAAAAUGAUAUUGUCUUGGUUAGAAUAAAGUUAGAUGAAUUUCGCUUUGCGGCAGAAUCUGGGUAUAUUCUUAAUAUAAUGAGACCUUUUAUUAUUGCCACAUCACAGUGUCUGUCAAACUUACCAGAGCAAAAUUCAGCUUUAUCACAAUCAUCACAAACUCCACCUUCAAUACCAUCUAAUCGGAGAUUACAAACGAUCACUUUUGUUUUCCCUCUGAUACAAUUUCAAAUUGACGAUUUACUGUUUUUCUGCGAGAAAUUAUCCCUAACCGCUGUAGAUGAAAUAUCUGGAAGAAAGCGUAUAGGAUUUUUAUUAAAAGAAGUAUAUCUACGCUUUGGAAAAAAUGAUCUUAUCUUGUCACCUGUUAAGGUGGAAAUGAAAGAAAAGGAUGAUAUUGUAGUUUCUGUAAUCGCUAUAAAUGUAUCAGAUGAGUUUUUAAAGUAUAUUUCUGGAUUACGAAAUGCUUACAUUGAUACUAUAAGCGCUGUUCACAACUCAGAUAAAUCAGGAAGAAAUGUAACAACGACAAGGGAUAACAAAUAUGUCUCUGCAACCUUAAAUGAUAUAUGGAGUGUAAUCGGAAUGAAAGAUGAAUUUAACAUUUUACCAAAUUCACAGGAGGUAUUAUUUCUUGGUAUUCAAUGUGAUUUUCAUCCACUUAAAAUGAAGAUGACUAUUGGAUCUCUUAAUGUUAGUCAAGGGAAUGUAAUAAAUAAUAUUGCUGGUUUUUCUCUGAAUGCCUCUUCGCUUAUGAUUUUAAUUGAUUACUUUGAUAAUGCACCAUUAUGUGUUGAUCUUCCUAGUGGAUUUCAUUGUGUAACAAGUGUCAAUAAGAAUGAAGUCUCAUGUUUACUUAUAACUCUUGACACGAUACAAGUUUUUUGGAAAGUAAUAUCACCACUUAAUUUGUUAAACCUUUGCUGUGUGAAGAUGGCUUUGUGCGGAGAUUUGAGCUACUGUUCAGCAGAUAAAGUACACCUUUUUGAAAUCAUUGAAUUUACACCCUUGAAAGGUCUUUACCGUCGGGAUUUGUCUGCAAUUCCAACAACCACUCGUCCAUUUCUUGCAUCAUCUCUACAGAUUUAUAUGAAUAUUACAGAGAUAUGGAUAUAUCGAUUAUCCUCUGUUGAUUUUGGAAAACUUAGUAAACUAAUGAACGAGCUUAUAUCGUUUUUUAUCGAUCAUGUGGUUUCUGUUGAAGCGUACAGAUUGUUUUUUAGUAGCUUAAGUGAUAUUGCUUUGUUAUUAAGUGGUUCAUCGUGCCCUGUGUUUUUUGAUAAAACGAAUGCUUUGAUGUGUCGUAUUAGUAUGCCAGCGGUAGAUAAUUCAGUAGCCAAAUUACCUUUAAAUUUUGGAGAGCUAUUACCAGAAAUGCGUAAUGUAUCCUUAUUGACUAUGAUAAACGCAUGUGAUGUACUAUCUGUAGCGUUAAGUAUGCCUAUCCUUCGUGUAGAACUAUUUCAUUCACGUUUUCCAUCAAUAAAUGUGUAUACAGAGAUUCAAUUUCUUUCAGGAAAGUUACCUAUGGCUCCACAAGAUUUCUGGGAUCCUAUUAUAGGUUCAACGGAUUCUAAUACAUUAGAACUUACUUGUUCUUGUUUUGAUUUUCACGCCGAUCCUAUCGCUAAGCUUGAAGUAAGUGAUGUAAAGUAUACACAGAGCAAUACCCUCUUUAAUGGGGAUUCCAGUACUGUUUUAAGUGAUAGUGAACUUGGUAGUGGUGAUGGUUCAUCCACUGUGAGUGAGGACAUAUCUUAUUUAGAAGUAAAGGGAUGGAGUUUGGGUAGUAAUACUUCUCCAGGAACCAUAAUAAUGAAUGACUUAUUUGGUCUCUGGAAGGAAUUGGAGUAUAUGGCUAAUUCUUUUCUUGUGAAACGUAUCAUUACGUAUAAUCAUGUACCAGGAGGGAAAUAUGAUUUAGAAAAGACAGGGCCAUGGUUUUUUAAUUGUCCAGGAGAAGUUAUUAUUGUAGAGGAUUGUACUUUUUUAUUUAAGGAUACAGGGGUACAAAUGGUUGUCUGUAGUGGGAGCUAUGUGUACUUUCGCCGCUGUCGUUUUUUACCUUCUCUGCAGGAUACAAUAAGAGUUGAAGAUGAUAAUGCGGCCUUUGUGUGUGAUAAUUGUGAGGAGUGUGCCACUUAUGUAGAUGAUAUUCCUCAUGAUACACAAAGUGAAGUUGAGAAGAAAACUACAGAGAGAUAUUACGUAAAUAUUAAUCGCGGUAGAGUGAAUUUGGAUAUGUCCACUGAUCGUAAAGUUGUAGUUGCCAUUCCUUCAGUAGAUGUGCACAUUAUCACAACUUCUCGUAAGAUUUUUUCUCAGGUCCGUGUACAUCGUUGUCGUUGGGAAUAUAUAGAAGAGAAUAUCCCACAUGCUCUUCUUUCUCGUUUAGAUGUUGACGUGGAUUGUUCAUUCAGACAAAAGGAUCAACGCGCAAAGCUAAGUGUAGCCAUACGAUCUGGUGGGGCAAGUAUCCCGCUUUGUAUGAUAAAAACAGUACAGGGAGUUAUAUCAGAGUGGAAAUUGGGAGGAAAUAGUUUAGUAACAACAACAACAACAACAACAACAACACGAACAUUUGUGGUGCCCAGCAAACGUAAGGAACCUCCUGUUGUAAAAUGGAUAUGUCUUCUUACUACAUCUGUUUUUCCACUAGAUUUUUCUCUUCCAAGUGGAGUUUCAUUCACAAAGUUAACUAUCCCAAAUAUUUCCAUCUGUUCCAAACGACUAGUAGCAGAGGAAACAUUUGUGGAAUUUCAGAUCGGGGCUCAAGAUUUAGUAAUCUGGGAAUUUUCAUCACAGUCGUUUGUGCCAUUGUUGCGAAAGCCUCUUACUUUGGUGGUUGUACUUCGAACAAUAGAUUUCUCAACUGCCACUUGUGAUGUAUCCAUAUCUCCACUAGAUCUUUCUCUCUCAAGUGAGCAGGUCAAAUGUGCGCUAUCGUUGAUGAUGUUUAUUCAUGGUGAAGUAAAGCAUAAAGAGGAAGGACUUUCACCAUGGUGCACCAUGUACAUUGAUAAUGAGGUGGGAGUUCCUCUUCUUUUGGAAAGUGCCACUGAAAAAAUAGUAGUGCAGCAUCAUCUUGCUUUAGAAAAGAAGAGACUUCUUUUCCCUCACUCUGUGAAGGAAGUUGGAGGAAGAAAAGUAGAUCAUUUCGAGAAGGCUGACCCUACGAUACCAAAUGAAGACUCCUCAUGUCUUCUUCAAACCGUAGAUGUAGCUGUUUUAGAUAAUGAUGAAAAGGUUUACAUGACUAGUUGUGUAAAAUCAGGUUCACUUGUACAGCACGUGAUAUUCCGAACAACGUUUCAUAUUAUGAAUGUUUUACCUUGUACGAUUAAACUCUAUUCACCAAAUAAUGCAGAUGCAGUAGUAGUUGUUCAACCUAAAGAGGUGUCUUGUAUUCCACUUUGUUAUCUGGAUUCUACAGAUGUUGUUAUAUCUCUUAUCUCACUCAAUGAAAAAGUUGAAUCUACUGAGGAGCUAUUAAGUGAGAUAUCACCGAGAGAUCUUUUCGAAGUGGCAGUAUCACGUGGGGAAGAGUCCAUUGGUCGCCUUAAGGAGUUUAAUUUUGGUAAAAAUACGGCCUAUGUUGAUAUUACGUAUCGUUUACAAGGUAUGUGCCUUACAAUGUGGCUUGCUCCGGCUAGGCCUAGUAUUCAUAAUGGCACACACUUUCCCUUGAAGGUUUCUAUUUUUCUUGAAAAUUCUAUAACUGAGGAAACAAUUGUGAAACCAGGUGAUACUCUAGUAUCUCUAAAGUAUGAUCCUUUUGGAAAGCAAUUAAAUUAUCGCUUUGGAUGUGUUUUAUACGGCAAAAACUAUGUAGCUGAUGAGCCCAUAUCUUUAGACGCCGUUCCCCCUUUAGUGGGUGAAAGUAUCGUGAUGAAACAUGAACAGUAUCCCAGACGACAUUUUUUUGAACUAAGUAUUGAACGACAACGUACUUCUUCAUCUUAUGUGGGUAUAAUUUACAGUGUAUUACCUCGACAUGUCUUUGGUGUAGUGAAUAACUCCUUCGUAGAUGUAGAAAUAACAUCUGAAAGUGGUGAUUCGGUAGGUACAUUGGGAGGUGAAAUGCUAUCAUGCGCUUCUGGAAUUAACUUUGCCUAUAUACCUUUUCACACUCCGUUAGUAUUACAUGCUGGAAAGGCAAUCUCCACACCUUUUGAAGUAAAGAAAGAGUUUGAAGAGAGGAUGAUAUUGUGUGAUAUUUCUGAUAACAAUGAAGUAAUGGGUGUAUCUCACUCCUUCCUCUUGCGUACACUAAAGACUGAUGAAGAGUCUUUUAUGGAAUUAAUCCCAGCAUUAUUCUUUGUCAAUAAGGAUUCUACACGUUCUCUCUUGGUGAAGCAUGUGAUUCGACCAACCGAUAGUAAAGAUGAUUCUGAAUGGGUUCAGACUAUCUUUGUUCCCGCUUCUGGAGUACUACCAUACACUACACUUUCUCGCUACGGAUAUACUAAUUUUUUUUCUUUUGCAUGGGAAGGGAAUACAAAUGAUACUGAUUAUUCUCAACCAGUUGAAGCAAUGCUUUCAUCAAAUACAGAUUGGACAGGAUAUGUACAGUGUGGAAAUACUCAUCACAUUGUACAAAUUCGCAAAGAAAGUUUAUUCGAUACUGCAGUUGUGGCUAUCAGUGCACCUCGACUACCAUACUUGACUCUAGUAAAUUUGACGCCUCGUACAUAUGAUCUUGUACAAUCAAUGUCGGUAUCUCUAUGUACUCCUUCAUCUGUAAACAAUGACGAGGUAUUUCUUGAUGAUGGUGAUACAAAGAUAAAGAUUCCGCUCAGCCAAAAUAUGAGUACAAAUGUUUUUGAAGGAGUUACUGUUUUUGUUCAAACCCAACGUGAAUCUGUAACUGUGAUUUUAUCUCUUAUACCAAUAAAUAAAGGAGUAUUCUUGUUGGGUGAUAGCACCUAUGAAGAUGCUUCUUUAGAAGAAAAGUCAAUGCUACGUGUGGAUGUCAAGUCUUCUUCUGUUUUAUUAACAUUUCGGGAUGCAGGUGAUCAUCCUCUUCAACUUGGAGUUGAAGGAAGCGAAUUCUGGUUUGUCUAUCAAUCUCCUAAAAUUACGGCACAGUGUACGGUCUCAGAUGCGUACGUUGAAAGUUCUUACAAAGGGAAAAAAAAUCGUGUUGUGAAACCUUUCUGUUUUGACAUGACAAUUCGUGAUGUCGGGCUAGAUUGGAAUUCUAUAAGUGUUCUUUCUACCCAAAUUAAUUUGACGCAAUUAGAAUUGGAGGUAUCAGAUGUACUUGUUUAUCAAUUGCAACAGUUAGGUAUUCACUGUCUUCCGCAUUCUUUUUCGCUGGAGAAGAAUACUUCUUCGACUUCCUUUACUCAUGCAAAAGAGUUACAAUUUGUAAAGAAUAAAAGAAUCAAACUUGUGUCUUUGAUUAUCUGUGAAGUUUCUAUCCUUAUUACAUACGAUAGAAGUGUGCGUCCACCUCAAGAUGUUCUCUUUCGUGGCUCCCCUAUUGGGAGUCUUAUCCCGUCUCUUCAUCGUGCCACUAUGCAGUUCCCAACACUUCAAUUACGUGAUAUUUCUGGUGACUCUAUGAUGGAGGUGGUGGAUGUCGUGCGAGGAGUCUUGUUUGUUGAAUUCCUUAAACAGAUUCCAAAACUAUUGACGAGUGUUGUAUUGUUUCCUUCUCUUUCACCGAUUGGAAGUAUGCUCAGUCGCGUGGGUUCCUUUGUCUUUGGAUCUGGUGACAGCUCCUCUGAGUUGCCAGGUACUACACUUAUUUGA